Syngnathus acus (greater pipefish) is the source of this 3733-nucleotide messenger RNA. It is a transcript of the gene kitlga, whose product is annotated as kit ligand a. Gene Ontology annotation, cellular component: plasma membrane. The record is from RefSeq and is a predicted model, not a curated record. The transcript is spliced from 10 exons. NCBI's taxonomy places the organism in Eukaryota, Metazoa, Chordata, Actinopteri, Syngnathiformes, Syngnathidae. Gene Ontology annotation, molecular function: cytokine activity; stem cell factor receptor binding. Gene Ontology annotation, biological process: positive regulation of cell population proliferation; cell adhesion. The coding region runs from base 322 to 1134 and encodes 270 amino acids.
UGCAUCCAUAUUAUAAAGCUUUUCGCCCUUCCUGCGCGGAAGCCUUCUGGAUGUACGUGUGCCGCUCCGACGCUUUUUGCACGCCGCCUGCACAACGCACUCACGCACUCACUCACUCAUUGACUUGAGUCGUCCAAACACCUUCCACCACGAGCAGCAACUUCAAUUUUUUACAACUAUUUUUUUUUGGCCUCCUCUUCUGGGAUACUAAUUUUGACGCGUUGGAUAUGUGCACACAAGAUGAUGACAACCCCUUUCCUGCCCGUAGAAGUAAAAUAAAAUAGGCUUUCGCGCACUCGAGCUUGUCCCCUGUCGUUCCAUAUGAAGAAGCCAAAAAUUCGGAUAGGCGUCUGUGUCCAUUUACUGCUGCUGAUCACGCUCGGGGUGCAUUCAAGUAAAUUUGACGUCAACCCAGUGACAGAUGACGUGUCAAGACUCUCGAUUUUGAAACAUAAUAUUCCCAAAGACUACAAAAUUCCUGUACAUUACAUUCCAAGAGAAGAGGGUGGGAUGUGCUGGGUAAAGCUCAACGUCUUCUACCUGGAGGAGAGUUUACAAGACUUAGCGCACAAGUUUGGCAACAUUUCGUCCAACAGAAAAGACAUUAGCAUAUUUAUACAAAUGCUCCAAGAGCUACGACUCAAUAUGGGCUCCGUGGAAGCGAUCAUGUACGACUUUGAAUGCCACUACCGUGAGGAGCGGUGGCCCACGGAGCAAUACUUUGCGUUUGUGUCCGACUUCCUGGUCAGCGCGCAGCACAGAGCCGACUCGGACGACUGCGAGCCUCCUCCCUGCCCCACCACCCCCCAAACACAAACAGAACAAUAUUUAAAAGAAUUGCCGUCGUCCAGCAGUAAAAGCUCAGAGUGCGACACAUCCACAGACUGCCAAACACACCAAGAAGCGCGUCUGCUUCCGGAGGUUGUGGAGCGAAGUCUUCUAUCUUUACUCUUUAUCCCGUUCCUGGCACUCAUCCUGCUGCUCGUAUGGAAGCUCAGAUCGCGACGGAACAGCCGAGAUCUUCCGCAGAUUCCCGGAGAAGACGUUCACUUCACAAGUACAGAAAGGAGCGCACCCCCGCUAGAUUCUCGAAUUACAGAAAAAAACAAGUUGAACAUGAUUGAAACUGUGUAAAAGAACUGCUUCAGCUGGUGAUGAAAGUAUCAGUCCAUAGAGUGAGUAACCACAAUGGGGAUUCCAAGAAACAAGCAAAGAAAGAAAGAAAGAAAAAAAAGACAACUGCUUCCUCUCUGCUGCCACCGCCACCAGCAUUUUGUCAGCUCUCAUCAACCACCGUUGACCCUUCUACUGUAUGGAUACGCUUUUCCAUUUUGCUUUAAGACUGGCUUCGUUCAUUGAGGAGUAAGAAAAACAACAAGAAAGAAAAAGACUGACGUUCCUUUCAAAGAAGCUCCUUCCCCAGUAUUUCUUCUCCCGGACUUGAUGGCAUCCUCACAAACUUUAAGCAAGAAGAGAAUGCCAGACUGUGACCACAUCGAUGUUUUUUUCCCCCCCCCCUCCACCUCCACUCACUGGAUAUUCCGCACACUUCGUCCACAUUCUACAAGAUCAACUUUGCCGUUUGAGUCUCCCUGUGGGGCUUGUACGCUCUAUUUAUUUAUUGCCCAUUGCAGAAGCACCUUUGCGUUUCACCCCCCGACCCCCGAGUAGGUAGCGGGACUGCUGGCUGAAGGCACAGGGUGGGAAAAGAUGACACACUCAAAUACAGUGGAUCCUUCCAAAUGCAAAUGAGCACGCGCUAAACAGUACUUUUUAAAAACAAUUUGAACUGUUGUACAACGCAUUAACCAUUGUUUUUUUUAUUUUUAUUAUCCUCCGUAUGAAAAAUUGCAAAUAAUCUUUUUCUUUUUUCCACUCCAACAAUAGUAACUGCUAUACAGGUGUAACAAUAAUUAUUAUAAUAAUAGUAUAUUGUUGUAAAACAAUUACAUUUUUGGUUCCAGGCUUAAACUGUGGCCACUGUAAAAGCUUUACUCAUACAGGCAAUAUGUUCAUUUACAUCUUUAGGUGUUAUAUAAGUGUUAAAAGAAGAUAACCACUGUAAAAACCAACAUGAGGUGCAACAAUUUAAAAAAACUUCAGUAGCCAGCUGCGGCGUGAGAAUGGCUGCUACGCAAUCUUAUGUAAACAAAUUUUUGGACCUGAGGUCUUGGCUUUGGAGUGUCUACUGUAUACAAACAAAUGCUAGCUUCUAUGCUAACUAAGAAAAAUGACAAAAGAAUGCAAAAAAAAAAAAAUGAGCCAUGAACUUUAGCCUAGUCUAAUGACAUGCCUGGUUUCCAUUUUGCCUUACUGUCUCAGAUCAAAUCUGAUUCACGUCAAAGACAAAAAGCUACAUCAAUUAGCGUCGCGCCAGUGGAGGCUAACCAUAUGAAACGGUCACCCUCGGAGGCUGCUUUGCGGCUAACAAACAGCAGACGUCUUCAUCCAGCCGUACGUUUUCUUCCAUUGUAAAGCUAACUCGUCUAAAUCUACAAGCAUGAGUCAUCAGGAUUGCAUGCUUCACAGAUGCUACAUUCACACGUGUUUAUGCAAGCAAUUAUUGGCUCCAAAGUGUAAUUAAUGGAACAUGAUGAAAUUAUAAAUUUCCCCCAAAAAUGUCGCUUCCAAUUUAAAGAAAGAAAAAAAAAGAAGUAAAGAUUAAAAGAAAAACACUAACACAAAGCAUCUGAUGAAAUACUGAUUAUUUGUGUAAUUUGGACGACAAGUAAAUUUGACCCCAUGACCAUGAUUCAGAAAAUGAAUUCAAGUAAAUUUGAAAUUUAAACAAAAAAUUAACAGUACAAGCAAAAAAAAAAAAAAAAAAAAAGAGACAAAUUUAAACUAGAACUGAGACAAAUUAAACAUGUAACAUGCUAACUAAAUUUUAUGAAAUUUAAAGACAAAAAAGUGGUGGUAUCAGGUAUUGUCAAAACAUUUACAGUAUAUUAAUUAUUUAAUAUAUUAGUAAUUUCAACUUAAGUGUAAAUAUAUUUCAAAAGAAAAUUUUAGUUUUAAAAAUACAGUAUAAAAACAGUCCAUGAUGGUGUCAGGUACUGGGUUUAUUUUAAAUUAAAAAAAGAAAAAUGUCAUUUUAAAUUGUUAUGCGACUAUGUUCAAAUAGAAUUUCUUUCAUCGGUCCAAAAAUAGAAUUGUUUUAAUAAUAAUGAUAAUAAUAAUAAUAAUUUAACUCAAAAUUGCCCAUGUGAGUCUCAGGUAUUGUCCAAACAUCUGCAAUUGAUGUAAGAGUCGUAAUAUGAUAUCACCGUGAAUCACAAUCAGUUGCUUUCUCGUUUAUGCCCACAUCAACGACACUGUAACUAAAAUGGAUCAAGUUCUCUUUGAAGAUUUUUAACCGAAGUCCCCUUGUGCCUUUUGUUUGGUUAGUUCUCAACUCCUGCUUUGUGAGUAACGGUCAAUCAAUCCCAGACAACUGGCAGAACCGUCAAUGAACGGAUUCCUUGCACAUCUUUGCAAUCCACCUGUUUGCAUUUGGCACCUUUGCUAACAUGUUAGCCUCAAAAAAGGAGCUCAUUUAUCCCGCACGGUUCCCGAGAUACUUCUGCUACAGUUCCACUUUUUCUCUGCCCGCCUUUCCAUCCCCACACACUGACUUUUGACGACAGCUGUGAAUGAAGCAAAAUACGGUGGUGGUGCGUUUAUCUUGAGAAAUUCUGUUGUUCCUACUGAUCCUGAAAGAUAUUAUCUUUUCUUUCUAAAAAAAAUAGAUUUU